CCCCCUGAUUGAACUAUCAAUACAUUCAACCCUUUGUACAUUAAAAACACCCUUUUAUCAUCUUUCGUACAAUUAAAACUAAAAAAAUCGAACUCUACCGUCAUUUUGUUUGUUAAGAGUAUGAGAUUGUGCCACCCCAGUACAUGGGAAACCUGAAUUAACCAUUUUGGGUUCAAACAAUGUGUGAAAAGACGGAGAUCUGAGCAUGAUGAAUGAACCCAAUUGGCUGUUCUUCUCCCAGAUAGCCGUUCUGCCACGGCCUGUCCUAUCCGGCAUGACCUGGGUGAUUGAAAUGUGCAGGGUGAACUACCCUGGAGAAGGAAAAAGGUCGUGCGUAACUGCCCUCCAAUCACUUUUCAAGAUAUUUGACUUUUGUAUGAAUCAAUUCCACCAGAAAUAAAAUAAGAAAGUGCAAUUAUUGCAUCAGACAGCGGUUAUACGCAUAAUUUUGAGUUGGUUUGAACCCGUAGUAAUUAUCUAAUCGAUGGAUCGCCAAAUGAUUGUGUCUUAAUGGAUAAUUAAUAGAACAACGGCACCACUAUCGCUGGUGCAUUAUCUUCGUUAAUGGUUGUUUCAUCAUUCCUUGAUAAUUACAAAAAGAAGCAGUAUAAAUAUCGUAGUGAAGCGACACUAGAUCAACAUUAAAUCGCAGUGAACCGAGACUGAAAAAAGGGAGAACUAUAAAAUAGCGCAUUGAUACAAAUAUUGUGUGUGGUCCUCAAUUCUAUUUGCUUAUUCGAUAAUGUCGACCAUUCGAAAUCUUCAAUUUCUUCUGUGGGGAGUUCUUAUGGCCACCAAUGUCAUAAGUGCCCCAGCCGAUAAUUUUGAUGUGCUAGUGUAUGCCCAGCACUGGCCAAAAACGAGCUGUUACGCUUUUAAGCAGAGAAACGGAAAUGACUGUACUUUUACUAAGUACAACCGAUGGUCAAUCCACGGGCUCUGGCCGUCGAGUAUCCGCGGGAGUUAUCCAGAAUACUGCAAAAAUGGACCAGAAUUCAAUAUGAACAGUGUACGCCCACUGAUCCAUGAACUCAGAAUGAAGUGGAAGACUAUCAACUCAAAAAUAUCGCCCGAAUCAUUCUGGGACUAUCAAUGGAAGAAACACGGCGUGUGCGCCACUUCGGCAACGAAAUUGGAAACUCCACAGAAGUAUUUCAAAAAGGCGCUAGAGCUCAACAGUCAAUAUGACAUUGAAAUAAUAUUGAAGAAAGCUAAGAUCAUCCCCGGAAAGUCUUACUCUUAUCAGGACAUCACCAAUACACUCCGAAGACAUCUGAAAUAUCAUAGUCAGAUUAUCUGCUAUGAAACUCCGGGGGCGUCUUAUCUUCGGGAGAUCCGGAUCUGUUUCAACAAGUUCCUGAAGGUAGUCGAUUGUCCACCAGUAAAAACCUGUGCAUCGCCGAUGAACAUCAUCUAUCCCGAUACAUUACCGAAAUACUAAUGCGGAUGCUGUAUUUUUAUUACUGUACCUGAUUACGACGUACCUGAAUGUUCUGCAAAAUGAUAAUAUGAAUUAUUUUAUGUA
Diachasmimorpha longicaudata is the source of this 1525-nucleotide messenger RNA. RefSeq names its product ribonuclease Oy-like. The coding region runs from base 743 to 1441 and encodes 232 amino acids. The transcript is spliced from 3 exons. Lineage: Eukaryota; Metazoa; Arthropoda; Insecta; Hymenoptera; Braconidae. Gene Ontology annotation, biological process: RNA catabolic process. Gene Ontology annotation, molecular function: RNA binding; ribonuclease T2 activity. The record is from RefSeq and is a predicted model, not a curated record. Gene Ontology annotation, cellular component: extracellular region.